Limanda limanda (common dab) is the source of this 1378-nucleotide messenger RNA. RefSeq names its product CMRF35-like molecule 7. The transcript has 5 exons. Bases 26 to 673 code for a protein of 215 amino acids. Gene Ontology annotation, molecular function: transmembrane signaling receptor activity. NCBI's taxonomy places the organism in Eukaryota, Metazoa, Chordata, Actinopteri, Pleuronectiformes, Pleuronectidae. Gene Ontology annotation, cellular component: cell surface; plasma membrane. The record is from RefSeq and is a predicted model, not a curated record.
CAGCGUUAGAGCUUCAGUCCUCAACAUGAACGCUCAUCUCAUCCUCAUCUUCUUCUCUCUCAGCUCCUUGUUGCAGGACGGUCUCACUCAGCGUGUGUUCACUGGACCUGAAGGAGGAUCCGUCACAGUCAGCUGCUCGUUUAACUUCUCUGGAUGGACGAAGCGUUUCUGCAGGAAGUCGUGUGAAGACGGAGACGUCCUGUUUGAGACAGAGGGCGUCAGAGCUCAGAGAGACAGAUACAGCAUCAGAUACAAUGAAGGAAGUUAUCUACAAUCUUAUUCAUUUGUUCAUGUGACAAUAAAACAGCUGAGGAAGUCCGACUCUGGACAUUACACGUGUGGUUUGAAGAGAACUCCUCUUCAUCGAGACACAUACGAAAAGGUUGAGAUCAUCGUCACAGACGCUUCACCUACGACACUGAACUGGUCAGUGGAACCUUCUCCAACAUCUCUCCCAGCAGCCACAGCCACAGCUCCCAGCUCCAGCUCUCCUGAAACCAGUGAAGAGUCAUCUGCAACCUCCAGCUCUCCUGGAACCAGUGAAGAGUCAUCUGCUCCUCAGAUCACACCUGUCCUGGUGACUGUGAGUGUCAUCAUCUUCAUCGUCAUCAUCAUCAUCUCCGUGACUGUGAUAGUGUUCUGCAGGAACAGAACCAGUAAACACACAGGUUGAAGACGACACUGAGGUGGAGUCUAACCUCAGUGACUCACUCCACAGCGCCCCCUAUAGUCAGUGGAGGAGCUUCAUGUUCUCUGUUCUCCACUUUGCUUCAGGUUAAAUGAAACUGUAACUAUAACUAUAACUGUAACUGUAACUGUAAAUAUAACUGUAACUCAGUAACUUCAUGUUACAGAUCGUUUACUCUUAAAUAGUAAAUAACUUUUAAAUAAUAUUAAUAAACUUUGUAUGUAUUUAUAUGCAUUUGUUACCUCGAGCCUGAAUUACUGUACUUACAGAUUUCAAUUAGUCAACCAUGACUCUUCCAUGCACACACAAGUUACUCAUGGAGUUCCACAAUGUUCUGUCCUCGGACUCUUCAUCUUAUGAGGAGCUUUGCACGUGAAGCAGCCGCUCAGUGACUUUGUAGAAGUGAAACACGGAGUUCCUCUGGUCUCAGCUGCUUCAGGGUCAGCUGCUCUGGGAUCAGCUGCUCUGGUCUCAGCUGCUUCAGGCAUUUUGCCCAUCCCCUCACAUGUCUAAGCACUGGACACGUCCUGAUAUCGGAGGAUGGCGUGGAACCCUCGAGCUGAUCAUAGAAGCUUACACAUCCCACUCCCCAUCAGUCAGAUCCUUGACACCUGCAGUGGAGGAUCUGUCCCGCUUGGCCAAGUGUUUGCUCAGUAACUCUGUUUGUGUUCAAAUCUCUGUAAAUUGUUU